Otolemur garnettii (small-eared galago) is the source of this 312-nucleotide messenger RNA. RefSeq names its product chromosome unknown C9orf92 homolog. Lineage: Eukaryota; Metazoa; Chordata; Mammalia; Primates; Galagidae. The record is from RefSeq and is a predicted model, not a curated record.
AUGUGGAUUUCGGAGUACCUGACAGAUUUAUCUCUGGCCGGAGAAGAGAUAGCUGAUUUUCAGAGAACAAAGGAAAGAGAAGAGGAUAGACAUGGCUUGGACAUAUACUGUGUGGCAGACACUGUCAUGGCACUGGGCGUGAUGUUUGGUGGUUCCGCAGUUGCUGUCUGUGUUGGAAAGAGGAUGCAGCCAUCUCAGCCCCCAACAGGGAAGGGUGGAAAAUGCUGCACUGUGCAUGGACUCACAAGGAGGAUACAUAAUGUACAGCCGAACCUGCAAUCUCCUAUUUUGUCAGCUGCUUGUGUUGAUUAA